Molecule: messenger RNA, 1860 nt
Organism: Pieris macdunnoughi
Lineage: Eukaryota; Metazoa; Arthropoda; Insecta; Lepidoptera; Pieridae
Source: the annotation of a GenBank genome assembly
AUGUUGAUAAAGUUAUUAAGUGCGGUAAAAACACUAAGGUUUACGGAUAUUAAACUUUCAAAGGCUAAAUCAGAACGUAUAAAUGCAUUAAGAAAACAAUAUGAUGCAUUCCUCGAAGAAGAUAGAAAACGCAAAGGUCGUAAUGAUUACAUAAUGGGAUGGCUGGAUAAAUUCCAGACAUCCUCAACAGUUUCGUCAGUAAGAUUUCAGGAACGUGCAACCAGUUGUCAUCAAAUACGACUUCUUCAGCGACCCGAAUAUGACCAAAAAAACCAAAAUAUUUCAUGCUCACCAAAUAUCAAGCAUCCUUUGGCUGAAAACUUUGAAGAGUCUGCAAUACUAAAGGCAGUUAGCCAAAAGUACAUAUUGAUACCUAAAAUUUCGCCAGAACAAUCUAAAUAUUGCAACGAAUACAAGGAAAAAACGAUUACACCGAUAGAGAAUGACUCUGAUUGGAAACGUAAAUAUAACAUAUUAGAUGAAUUAAAAAAAGAACAAAAAUCUAGUCAUUAUACAGAAUAUAUGGCUAAAGAUGAUACUUACAAUGAUUUACCAACAAAAGACGUGUUGCUUACUAAUAAGAAUUUUUCAUUUGAUUUGAAUAGGGAAAGUGAACCAGUUGAAGAAAUUUUAUGUAAUGAAAAUAUAAAUGAGAUGCCUACUAGUGAAACUCAUUCAAAACAAGAUAUUCAAUAUAAAUUGGAUGAGAAAAAUGGUUUGUGUAAGACAGACACGCUUACAAAUUCUAAUGAAUUCAACAUAAAAUGUGUCCCACAAGAAAAAAAAAUAGUGCGUGAUUGUUUAGAAAAAAAUAUCUGUAGUGAAAAAUUUGAUAUGCAAGAAACUCAGAUUGAACCACAAAAAGACCACGAGAUAAGAAACUCAAAUAGUAAAACCCAAAAAUAUGAUGAAUCUCUAAAGGAUAAUAGCGAUAACAAGUGCAUACCAUUACAUGUAACAAAAGCUGACUACAAUACCAUAAACAAUGAAUUGAUAUCACAAAACGUAACAGCUCAACCAAUAAUUAAUAAUGUAUCACAAGAUUACAACUCGUCAUCUAUUGACUCUUCAGAAAGAAAAGAAGUAACAGAGUGCAUUAAUUUACCUAUUGAUCACCAAAUAGAAGAAAAUAAGGAUAUACAUCAUGAAAAAAUUAAUAUCGAGGAACAUUCUUCAGAUGUUGGUGAAUUGGGAAUAAUUUCUAAACCUUCACUUGAAAUCGAAGUUAUGACACCUCAAACUAUUGAAAGGAAUGUAGAGGACCAAUCUCAGAUAGAAGAAUUUGAAACAGAACAAAAAGACUUAUUUUAUUCUGAAGACCAAAAUGUAAAUUAUUCUUACAAUGAAGAACAGGUCGCAGGUGAUAUUUACGAAAACAAUGAACAGUAUUCAUAUUAUGAGGCUACUAAAGAAGAUCCAAAUCAAUAUGUUACAAACGUUAAUGAACACGAAGAGUCAACAGAACAGUACGAUCCCCAUUACGAACAACAAUUCAGUACAUAUCAAGACAAUCCAAUACAAACUCAAUAUACUGAAGACUAUCCCCAAAAUGAAGGCGUAGAUUAUCAACAACAGCAAUUCUACGAAAAUUAUGGCCAACAACAAGCAGAUACUCCUUUGGGGAUUGAACAGCAAAUUGAUGAAAGUUCGGUAUAUGAAGAAAAUGUAGGAAAUAUAGAGAAUAUUUAUAUUCAAGAUUAUGCACAGGAAACAAUGUCGAACGAAGUAUUGGAGAAUGCUGUAGAGCGGCAGCUUAAUAUAGAAGACGGUCUGCCUGGUGGUGAUGAAACGGUAGUUGCAAAUAUAAAUGAAAAAUAUGGUUCUCAAGAAAAGCUUAGCACUGAUUUGAAUGUUGCAUAA